UUCAGGUAUUCUCCCCAACAAGGCCGCCCAACCGGCCUUUACUCUACACCACAAACAACACACACAUCUCAGACUCUACAAUCUCAAACCUGAUAGCAUGAAAUUGUGCUUUGCUCUAUACGUGAUUGCCAUCAUCCUACCAUCUUUUUCAACGGCUGUACCCCACCAUGACUCACGCCAUACCUACCUUGAAAAGAGGCAGGGAUCUACUUCCCAAGAUACAACUUCAAAACCUAAGCCAAGUUCACCUGGUAUGCUAGCUAAACCCCUUGGCUCUCCCGAAGAAAAAGAUCCGAAAGGAGGAAAAGAUAGCCUCCUAGGCACAGAAGAACCAGACGAACGAAAAGGGAUAAAAGAUACGGCAUCAUUUGGUCCGGGAUUACCAAGGAAACCCAAAGAACCAAACACACCCCCUAUAAAUCUCCCCAAUCCUGGUGGGUUGGGUCCAGCAGGUUUCCCUCCUGCAAAUACUGGGGGUGAUAUCCCGUGGGAUGGAUCGGGAGGUGGCGGCUCGACCAAGCCCGGAGGCCCUACGAACGAUGCCAUUAACAAAACCUCCAACGCAAGUCUUCAAAUGUUGGAAAAGAUUUUGAACCAUACCCUUUCUACUUUACCCGGACUUGAGAAGCUGUCAGACCAGGUUGAGAAAAUGAUGGCAGGACAGUUAGAGGAUGCUAUGGAAAAGGCACAGGACACCCCAGAUUCACCGGGCAGUCGAACAGAUGUCCAAGAAGGCAUCCAAGGUUCUGCGAAUGCUACAGCCAACAAAACUGUGAGCAUAACAGCUCCAGUGGAGAUGAACGGGACUGAUUCUCAAGGAAAGGCGUGUGAAACUUAUGGAUAUAUCACUCUUUCUGCUACUACUCUAACCACUCUUUCUACGCUCUUCCAAAGCUUGGUAAAGCUGGAAAAGACUGUCAGCAAAGAUGGCAGUAAAAAAUCACUCACCAUCCUCCAACAGGCUCGGGCCCAAGUUUCGUUCACUAUGUUUUCGGUAAUCAAGCUAACUGCCACGCCAGCAGUCACAUCGUGUCAUGUUCCUCCGUCUCAAACAACCUUCAGUACUCAGAUUCAGGCAAAUGUAUCAAUGUGUGCAGAAAUGCUCACCAAAGUUGAACAUGACUUGAAAGCGGGCAAAACCACGGUUUCCAAAUCUGCUGAUCUUGGAAUUGACGCAAGCUUGGGUGCCAAUUCGACCAUGAAUUCGACUGUUGGUCCAGGCAGUACACCUGGAGAAUUAGGAGGGGGUGGAUCUGGCGGCGCUGAUAAAGGUACGGGUGAUUCGGGAAGCAUCGUCAAUCCACUCGGGGAUAGAACUAAGAAACCUGGUGGUUCUGAUUCCCCAGGAAAUCCUACAUCAGUCUCUCCAGAUGGAAUUACGCCAAAUAGCGAUGCCAGCCUAGGUGGGGGCGACUUGGGAGGCUCCACUCCUAACGAUGACAGUUCUACUACACCGACCGACGCAUCAUCCGCAGGUGGGGCUGAUGAUUCAACUUCAUUCAAAGCAGAUUCAUUUGCGGAAGUGAAGGCAAGCUUUGCAGCUGCGGUGCAAGUCACAACUGGGUUGGUUACCUCUCAACCGUCCCAAGGAAAGGAAGGGAUCCACAUCGGUGCUACAGUAAACGCUCAAGUCAACGUCAACAUCAAGGCUCGAGUCUCGAUUAAAAGCUCAGUAAUAGACAAUUUCUUGGAUAGAGUCAAUGGUGGUAGUGGUGGGCAAGAGCAUGAUGCUUUGCAAAAUCCAAAAAUACAGCAACAGGAUGGAAUGGGAAUUCUUCAGGAUAUCGGAGGAAGCGUAUUUUCAAACAUCUAUUCAGGCAUUUCAGGUUCGGGCGGAAGCUCCAGUGGAUCAUCAACUGAUGUUAGUGGUGGCGGCGGUGAUAAUGCAUCCGGCUCCGGCUUCCCAGACUCUACUGGGGGAAGUUCAGCGAGUCCUGAUUCCACCGGUUCGAGUGCAUAUCCUGGAGAUUCAUCCGGCACCGGAUACCCUGGCUCUACUGGGGGAAGUGCAGCGGGUGCUAAUUCAACCAGUUCAACUGGCUAUCCUGGAGAUUCAUCCAGCGCCGGCCUCCCUGGGUCUACUGGGGGAAGUGGAGCGAGUCCUGAUUCAACCGGUUCAAGUGCAUAUCCCGGAGAUUCAUCCGGCACCGGCUUUCCAGGCUCUACUGGGGGAAGUGGAGCGAGUCCUAACUCAACCAGUUCAACUGGCUAUCCCGGAGAUUCAUCCAGCGCCGGCCUCCCUGGGUCUACUGGGGGAAGCGGAGCGAGUCCUGAUUCAACCGGUUCAAGUGCAUAUCCCGGAAGUUCAAAGGGACUGGGUGGCUCUGACACCAGCUCUAACACAACAUCUAGUCCUGAUUCAACUGGUGGAGCGAGCGGUGGAUUGGGAGGAUCCUCAACCGGAGGCGGCGAUAACUCCACCCCGUCUCCAGGAGGGAAAGAUGGUACCCUGGUCGAUGCCGAAGGGAGUGGAUCUGGAGGCUCAGGAAUGGGUGGGGGAGGUGCCGGUCUUGGAGGGAGUGGUGGUGGCUCUUCGAGCGGCAGUGGCUCCGGUAUCGGAUCAUCCAGUAGCAUGUCUGGAGAAAGUGGUAGUUGCGUAUGCAAGUCCGACUCGUCCACUCAUCUUCGCAUUAGAAGUCUCGAGGCUCAACUAGCUCAGGUCCAUAGAGUCAUGCACAAAAGAGGUUUGACCGAACUUUGA
This is a messenger RNA of Puccinia graminis f. sp. tritici CRL 75-36-700-3, 2701 nucleotides long. RefSeq lists its product as uncharacterized. Lineage: Eukaryota; Fungi; Basidiomycota; Pucciniomycetes; Pucciniales; Pucciniaceae. The transcript is spliced from 4 exons. Bases 98 to 2701 code for a protein of 867 amino acids. The record is from RefSeq and is a predicted model, not a curated record.